Messenger RNA from Prunus armeniaca (apricot), 270 nucleotides. Lineage: Eukaryota; Viridiplantae; Streptophyta; Magnoliopsida; Rosales; Rosaceae. The record is from the annotation of a GenBank genome assembly.
AUGGCAGAGACGGUUUUAGUCCUUGCAUAUGUCGCUAGAGCAAGUCGGAGAGGAUGUGCCCAGCUUGGGGUUGGGUCACGGAUCUCCAAUCCUGCUCAGCUCAUGCGUGCAUGCGGGCGUACGUUGAGGAGUGCUGGUCUUGGGUUUGCCUGGACCUUGUGCACAAAAACAGCCUGGGAGUUGGAUAAGGAUCACACAUUUGUCUGGUGGAGAUUUUUUCCAGCUCCUUUUGGUGACUUUAAGGCCAAAAUAAGAUUGGAUUUAGAUUGA